AUGCCGAAAGCGGUGUCGCCGGCCGCGCGCCAGGCCCGCCGCCACAAUCCGCUCGACGAAGACUUGCUCGCCCGUGGCCUGCUGAAGCAAAAAGCACCAAAGCGCGGCGGCGCCCACGCAGGCAGUGAUGAUGAGGACGGCCCGGGCUUCGUGGACUCCAAGGCAUCUAAGCGCAUUUUGCAGCUGGGCCGCGAGCUCGCAACAGAGGGCGACGAGGAGGCAGCAACACGGGCACAAAAGGCCGACGCGUUUGCCUUUGGCUCACGAUUUCCGGGCGACGAGGAGGAUGCCGAGAUCGACGAGCAGCCUGAAAGCGGCGGCGCCUUUGGCGACGACGACGUUUGGGAGGACGAGGACAAGACGGCGUUGGACGACGGCGGCGAGGGCGACCUGGAGCCGGAAGACCUGGCGGCGUUCGACAAGAUUGUCGGGGGCCACCGAGACGACGACCCAUUAUUGAGCAGCGGGCUGGACCUGCACAUUUCGGACAAGACGAAGACGCAAGAAGACGGCGAUGUAACGGAAGAGACGACGGCCGCGGGCAGCCGCAACCUGGCCGACAUUAUCCUGGCCAAGAUUGCCGAGCACGAGGCCGGCCAGCGGGGCGACGGCUCAAACAUGGAGUUCGUGCCCGCUGGCCACGGCGCGUUUGGCGAGGACGACGGCGAGAUCGACAUCAACCCCAAGGUCGUCGAGGUGUACAGCAAGUGCGGCCUCCUGUUGUCGCGCUGGACAUCUGGCAAGCUGCCCAAGCCGCUCAAGAUCCUCCCGACGGUGCCACAGUGGGAGACGCUGCUCGAGAUUGCGCAGCCCGAGGGGUGGUCCCCCAAUGCCUGCUACGAGAUGACGAAAAUCUUUGUGAGCGCCAAGGCCGAGGUCGGCCGCCGCUUCAUGGAAAUGGUGAUCCUCGACCGGGUGCGCGACGACAUUCGCGAGACCAAGAAGCUCAACGUGCACCUCUUUGCCGCCCUCAAGAAAUCGCUGUUCCGCCCGGCCGCCUUCUUCAAGGGCUUCCUGUUCCCCCUCGUGCUCUCGGGCACCACGACGCUGCGCGAGGCCCAGAUCGUCAGCGCCGCCCUCGUGCGCACCUCCAUCCCCGUGCUGCACUCCAGUGCCGCCCUCAAGGGCCUGUGCGACAUUGCCGCCGAGAUCUCGCCCGACUCCGAGGGCCAGUCUGCCAUCAGUGUCUUCAUCAAGGCCCUGCUGGACAAGCGCUAUGCCCUGCCCUACCAGGUCGUCGACGCCCUCGUUAUUCAUUUCCUGCGGGCCCGCGCCUCUGCCGUCCCGCCCGUCGUCUGGCACCAGAGUUUCCUGCUGUUUGCCCAGCGCUACCACGACUCCAUCACCGAGGACCAGCGUGAGGCCCUGUUGGACCUGCUGCUGACCCAUGGUCACGCCGCUAUUGGCCCCGAGAUCCGACGCGAGCUGCUGGCCGGUCGUGGUCGUGGCAUUCCCAUGCCGGCGCAGGGCGCCGAUUUUGACGGCGACGACACGAUGCUGAUCGAUGCAUGA
This is a messenger RNA of Sporothrix brasiliensis 5110, 1512 nucleotides long. Its product is annotated as essential nuclear protein 1. The transcript has a single exon. Gene Ontology annotation, cellular component: preribosome, small subunit precursor; nucleolus; cytoplasm. Gene Ontology annotation, biological process: rRNA processing. Lineage: Eukaryota; Fungi; Ascomycota; Sordariomycetes; Ophiostomatales; Ophiostomataceae. The record is from RefSeq and is a predicted model, not a curated record. Bases 1 to 1512 code for a protein of 503 amino acids. Gene Ontology annotation, molecular function: snoRNA binding.